CAUAUGUACAACUAGGUAGAGGUAUGGCCCCCGGAAGUGGGCGUUAUUAGGAUGAUAAAGAAUAUACAUUUUCAAAGAAAGGUAGCUCCGGAAAAUUCUGUGGAGUCAGGCCGUGUUCAGACCAGAUUGAAUCACCAAGGAUAAGGCGCAUGACCCACAAAUGGCUUCAUACAAAGACAUUCUGAAAGAGAAGGAGAACCAGAACUGGCUUAAAGGCUCCCUCGCAUUAGGAUCACCAAGGCCGGUCUACGGGAUCUUAUACGGAGGACCGUCUUGGAAGAACACUAAGGCUGACCAGUGGUGUUCCAGCCAUUGGCAAGUUGCCAAAUAUUUUAUGCCACCUGACGGCUACCAAGAUGUUUCCACGUUUGACGAGACAGAUUUCAAUGGCAUCAUAAGCGUCAUGAUCAACUGUACAGAGAUCCAACGAAGCGUUUCCUUCAAUAUCACUAACCAACCCAACGUUUUAACGACGGCUCGGCAGAUUAGUCGAAGUAUUCGUCAUUCUCCAGAUUUGAAAGUGACAGAUAACGACUUAGCUGACUAUUUUGCCACACUGAAUACACUUCUAACAGACUCAAAAUAUCUUGCUAGUGACAGCAAUGCCCAACAAGCUGUUAUUAAACUAAAACAGCUUGAAAAAGACACUAUUUCAAUAUCGUCCGAAGAUGUCCGUGAACUACUUGAAGAAGCCAGAGCAACAAUACAGGUUGGAAAGCAUGAGCUUGUGAUGUCCUUGGAGACAGGAAAGCAAGAUGUACAAAAUGUGGUUGCUGUAGGUUUAAGAGCAGUUGAGACUGGAAAACGUGAAAUAGAAUCGACGGUGUCGGAGAGUAAAACAUCAAUUGCUACUGUAAAACGUCAACUAGAAGAGACGGUUUCGAAGGGAACAAGAAUGGUUGCAACUGGAAAACGUGAGGUAGAAGAGAUGUUGUUGAAGGGUAAAACGGCCAUUGCAACUGGACAAUUUGAAAUAGAAGAGGCGGUGUCGAAGGGUAACAUAGCCAUUGAAACAGGAAAACGUGAAAUAAAAGAGACGUUGAUGGAGAGUAAAACAGCCAUUGAAACUGGAAAACGCGAAAUGAAAGAGAUGUUGUUGGAGAGUAAAACAGCCAUUGAAACUGGA
This is a messenger RNA of Mya arenaria, 1126 nucleotides long. RefSeq lists its product as uncharacterized. The record is from RefSeq and is a predicted model, not a curated record. The annotation marks the transcript as partial. NCBI's taxonomy places the organism in Eukaryota, Metazoa, Mollusca, Bivalvia, Myida, Myidae. The transcript is spliced from 5 exons.